Molecule: messenger RNA, 3674 nt
Organism: Diabrotica virgifera virgifera (western corn rootworm)
Lineage: Eukaryota; Metazoa; Arthropoda; Insecta; Coleoptera; Chrysomelidae
Product: zinc finger protein 226-like
Exons: 3
Coding region: 153-1523 (456 amino acids)
Biological process (GO): regulation of transcription by RNA polymerase II
Cellular component (GO): nucleus
Molecular function (GO): RNA polymerase II cis-regulatory region sequence-specific DNA binding; DNA-binding transcription factor activity, RNA polymerase II-specific
Source: RefSeq, a predicted model, not a curated record
GAACAAUCAAAACGGAUGACUUGAAAAUUUAUGUCAAAACAGUGAUUUUUAAAUAAGAAUUAUAGAAAAAAUAUGCAUUGAAAUACAGAUACCGUAAUAUUUAGAGCAUUACAAAACAUACUACACUUCUUGGAGACUAUAAUUUUAAUAAUAUGGAAGUAAAACAAGAAUUUAGUGAGGAGACAUGUAAAGUAGAAAUAGAGUAUAAUGACUUAGAUGAUGCUCUUCUGGACGGCUUCAAAUGUGAAAUUAAACAGGAAUCCAAUACACAGAGUACAUGUGACACAUAUGAUUGUAUAGACUUGAAGGAAUAUUCUACACAUACUGAAAUAUACCAAGGUAUAAAUAAACUGAACCCAUCUGAAGAAAACCAAAAAACUGAAAAAGGUUUUGCUCAAGAGGAGAACAAUACGAAAAUUAUGGAAACAUUUUGUGAACAUUCAUCCCAUAAAGAACACUGUUGGAGUCAGCAGGCUGAGGAAAAAACUGUACAUCAAAAUAUAACAACUCAGACUGGAAAAGGAACUUACAGUUGUGAAAUUUGUUCUAAGCAGUUUUCUAGAACGCAUUGUAUGAAAAAACAUUUGAGAGUGCACACUGGAGAAAAACCUUACAAGUGUGAAAUUUGUUUUAAGCAGUUUAGUUAUCAACAAUAUUUGAAACAACAUCUGAGAGUGCACACUGGAGAAAAACCUUACAAGUGUGACAUUUGUUUUAAGCAGGUUAGUCAAGCAAGUGAUUUGAAAAAACAUUUGAGAGUGCACACUGGAGAAAAACCUUACAAGUGUGAAAUUUGUUUUAAGCAGUUUAGUGAAGCAGGUUCUUUGAAAACACAUUUGAGAAUGCACACUGGAGAAAAACCUUACAAGUGUGAAAUUUGUUUUAAGCAGUUUAGGGAAACAAGUCAUUUAAAAGCACAUUUGAGAGUGCACACUGGAGAAAAACCUCACAAGUGUGAAAUUUGUUUUAAGCAGUUUAGUUGUCGACAACAUUUGAAACAACAUUUGAUAGUGCACAAUGGAGAAAAACUUCACAAGUGUGAAAUUUGUUUUAAGCAGGUUAGUCAAGCAGGUGAUUUGAAAAAACAUUUGAGAGUGCACACUGGAGAAAAACCUCACAAGUGUGAAAUUUGUUUUAAGCAGUUUAGUCAAGCAGGUUCUUUGAAAACACAUUUGAGAGUGCACACUGGAGAAAAACCUUACAAGUGUGAAAUUUGUUUUAAGCAGUUUAGUUCUCGACAACAUUUGAAACGACAUUUGAGAGUGCACACUGGAGAAAAACCUCACAAGUGUGAAAUUUGUUUUAAGCAGUUUAGUCAAGCAGGUUCUUUGAAAACACAUUUGAGAGUGCACACUGGAGAAAAACCUUACAAGUGUGAAAUUUGUUUUAAGCAGUUUAGUUCUCGACAAAAUUUGAAACGACAUUUGAGAGUGCACACUGGAGAAAAACAUCACAAGUGUGAAAUUUGUUUUAAGCAAUGUAGUCAAGCAAGUAAUUUAAAAAAACAUAUGAGAGUGCACUAGUGUUACUUACUUUACUUUACUUAAUCAGUAGACCCAUUUAUACCUUUCGGUGUUGGGCCAUUUAUAAUACAAUUCAUUAAAUUACAAUAUUUUACAAUCUUCUGAAUUGUCCUAGCUCUUAACGAACUUUCUCCAUUCCUUCCUAUUGAAUUCCAUCGGUGUUGCUUCCUGCCAAGUCUUACCCUUACUCUGCAGUAUCUGGGAAAUGUCAUUCUUUAAUGGGUCUUUCUCUUUUAUUCUUCCCUAUCGGUUUGGCGUCCCACAGUCUUUUUACUUGUCUAUUAUUGUCCAUCCGGGUUAGAUGUCCGAACCAUGCCAAUUUUUUCUCCUUGAUUGAGUCGAGUAUCGGUUUGAUUUUGAGUCUUUCUCUUAUUUCUUCAUUUCUGAUUCUAUCAGUUCUUUUUACUCCGAUCGUUCUUCUAAGGUAUUUCAUCUCUGUUGCCUGAAUUCUGCUCUGAUGUCUUUUGUUUAAUAUUCAAUUUUCUGCUCCAUAUGUCACCGUAGGUCUAUAUAUUGUUUUGUAUAGUGUCAUCUGGGUCUUUAUUGAUAUUUCUUUGUUAUUAAGGAAUCCUCUAUUUAGUGCUUGGAAUAGCUUUCCUGUGUUUUUCAUUCUGUUGUUAAGAUCGUUCCUAAGUAGUUGUAUGAAUUUGUCUGUAUUAUUUUUUGUUGGUCCAUCAUUACUUCUAUUUGAUCUUCCGUCCCUUGUUUCCUUGAUAUUUUCAUUAUCUGAGUCUUCUCUUUGUUUACGUUUAAGUUGUAUUUGCUUGCUUCUAGGUUCCAUUUCUCUAAGUUGUAUUUCAGUUUUUCUGCUGUUUCCGCAAUUAAUACUAUGUCGUCUGCAAAUAUACACAUCUCAGCGUUUAUCAUUUGCAUUCUGUUCCAACCGAUGCAGUAUUUCUUGAAUUUUUCUUACAUUCUUUCACUAUCUCAUCUAUUACAUUUAUGAAUAGCACUGGGCUGAGACUUCCCCCUUGUCUAACUCCUUGAGUUGUUUCAAAUGGUUCUGACUGUAUAUUUAACAUUCUUACUGUAUUUGUUGUUUUCAUGUAUAUACUCUUUGUUGCUUCUAUCAGUUCUUCACUUACUUCCUUCUUCUUUAGGCUUUCCCAUAUAUCUUUUCUUUUGACUGAGUCGAAUACUUUUUCUCAGAUAUAUUUUUCUUUAAUGCUUUUUCUAUUACUUGUUGCAUGGUGAAUAUAUGGUCUUGUGUGUUGUGUCCUUUCCUGAAUCCACUUUGUACGUCCUCUUAUUUAUGUUCUAUUUCUUUUCUGAUUUUCCUUUCUAUUAUGGUUUCGUAUACUUUUGCUGCUACACAUAGUAGUGAUAUACCUCUAUAGUUCUUACAGUCUCUUGUGUUUCCUUUCUUGUAUAUAGGUAUAAUUACUGCAUUUGUCCAUUCUCUGGGUAUUACUAUUCUCUUCCCACUAGUGUUUUAAAGGUCCGGAAAAAUCGUUUUUUUUUUCAAAAAAAACUGUCGGUUUUUUUCGUUUUUUUUUCGAAGGUCCGGAAAAGAAACCAAAAAAGUUGAUUGAAAUGAGGUUGUUUUUGAAAGAGUGAUGUAUAAAAUAAAAUUCUUUUUAAAGACAGAUCACAUGCUACGAUUUUUUUGCGACGGAUAUUCUUGAGUUGGGAUUGAUUUCAUGUAAUCGAAUGAACUAUCUUUUAGUAAAGUCGUCCCAGGAACGCAACUCAUAAAUAUUGGCGAUAUCAUUUUAAAGUCGUCUACUUUAAAAUGUAUAAUUAUACGUCUGAAUUGCCAAUAUAAAUGAGUCAGAUUAAAUAAAUUAUUAGAAGAAUUUUUUUACUUAGCAACAACAUUUUUGUUUAUUUUAGUAGUAUUUUGUAUUUUGACAACGAAACCCGAUUUGGGCUUCGAAACGUUAAUAAAUUCAUUUUUUUAGCAAAAUUGUGGCUUAUUUCCCAUAGAAAAUACUUAAUUAUAAAAAUGCCACAAGGAAAUAGCUUCAUAACAACAUAUAAAAUAAAAAUUAAACAAUAACAAAAUAUAUAUUCUCUCAAGUAAUACAAAAUAAAAUUAUCAAUAUUCGUAUAAACAAAACAAAUAUAACGAAAUAUAUAUUCUUUUCAUUAAAACAAAAUCAAACCAAUAAUUGCAUUAACUUGAAAGCAAAAUAAAAUACUGUUUCUAAA